AUGUCGGCAAAGUGUGGCAGGCGACUAUCGCUAACCCCUCUGGACGCCUCAGCAUCACCCUCGGUGCAUGCGGAUUGCAGGGAAGUCGCGCGGAGCUGGGCAGCUGCGGCGCAGCAGGCGGCGCCGCUGGCCUCCUCGGCGGCCGGCGGGGCGGCGGCAGCAGGGGCGGCAGCCGCUGCGCCCUCUGGCAGCGCAGGCGCCAAGCCUAGCGCUGCAGGGGUGCAGGCCGAGGACGUGCAGCAGCUGCGCAGCGUGCUGAGCCGGUACGCCCGCCGGCCGCGCUGGAAGAGCCGGCGCGGCGGCAGCGCAGAACCGCUGUCCCACCUCGGCCCUCCGCCUUCCACGGGCACCGCCCUGUCGCCGCACCGCCUGGCCCGCGACCACCGCCCGGUGAUGGCGCUGCCGCUGACGGCGGAGGCGCGGCAGGCGCGGCAGGACCAGUCGGUGUGGAUCAACAAGAGCAUCUGCCGGAGGUUUGACAGCCUCGACCGCCAGCUGACGGCAGGCAUGCUGGCGCCGGCCGAGCGUGCGGCCGCGGGGCAGCAGUGCCUGGAUGCAGUGGCCGACGCGCUGCAUUAUGUGAUGGAUGACGUCAACAUGAUCUCUCGCAUGGUGGGGCACCCUGAGAUGGCGGCGGUACGGUCCCGGCUGGAUACCAGCAGGGUCAUGCCGGUGCUGGUGCAACGCUUUGAAGCACUGCUGGACAGAAUCAUCCGCCAGGAGGCCAAGCUGGCGGGCGCUGACAGCGUGGCGCAAGUCGGCCCGCCUGCCAGGCUGCCCCUGAGCUUGCGCUCGCUGGCUGCCAGCUUCUGGGCGCUGGGCCAUAUGAGGUACCCGCUGACCCAGGAGCAGCUGGACAAGAUUGCGGCCGUCAUCAUGCUCAAGUACGGCGAGCUGAAGCCGCACCACAUCUCCAUGUUCCUGGUGGCGCUCAACGCCUACGGCAACACGCCCUUUGAGGGCAAGCUGCUGAAGGUGCUGCUGGAGCGCACAGCACACAUGCCGAUCGCGGAAUUCGAGGCUCGCACACUCCUGAACAUCAUGUGUGCUGCCGGCUCGGCAGGCGUGCCCGCGUCCCAGGCUGUCAUGGACCACCUCUCCCUGGCUGCCCUGGCCUUCCUGCCUGAGGUGGAGCACACACACCUGGGCAGCCUGGUGUGGAGCCUGGGCAAGCUGGGCACCAAGCUGGGGGCGGCGCGCAUCCACACUCCCGUGCUGCAUGCCGUGGUGGCCACCGCCUGGCGCCGCCUGCACGACCUCACCCCCGACGCCCUGUGCAACACACUGUACGGAUUCGGCCUGCUCAACUUCCACCCAGGCUCCGACUUUCUGGAUGCCGCCGCCGCCCGGUUCAAGGAGCUGCUCCCUUACAUGUCCGCGCAGCAGGUGGGAAACUGUGUGUGGAGCUUUGCGCGGCUGGAGUAUUCGCCGGACGCGGAGCGGGAUACCUGGGCCAUCAGCAGCAGUACCGCCACCGGACUGCCCCGUACCGCCGCGGGGUACACCCACCUCAACAUGGACGAGGAGCGGGAUUCCGAGCCGGAGGAGGCGGAGGCGCCGCCCCCCCGGCAGGGCCCACCUACCCUGCGCCAGCGGCGGAGAAGUGUGGGCCUCACCAAUACAUGGAUGCACAUGGAUGCGGGGAAGGUGGCGAGGAAGGUGGCGGCGGCGCGGGUGCGGCGGGAGGCCCUGCAGCGCCUGGUGGCGCACGCGCAGCAGGCCGUGGCGGCGGCCCUGGCGCGGUGCCGCGGCGCGCGCCCCGGCGAGCCCGCGGGCGAGGCUGCGCAGCCGGUGGGGCGGGCGGUGAACGAGCUGUGGAUGGCAGACCUGGUGCACUUCAUCUGCACCGGCUCCGCCACCCGCCCGCGCUCGCCGCGCGUGCUGCCUCCUCCUUUCCCGGGCGGGGUUGCGAUGGAGGUGUCUGUGAACCGGCACACCGGCAUCACACACGUGCAGCCCUUCUACAUGCGCGAGCAGUUUUGCGAGCUGUUGAUGCUGCCAACGGUACCGCCCUGGAAGCGAGCCCAGCGUGCGGCGGAGGAGGCGGUACCGGCGGGGGACCAGCUGCUGGAAGACGUGCAGCGGGCAGACGAGGCGGCGGAGCGGCAGCACGCAGAGGCCACGGCUGCUGCUGCCUCAGCUGCAGAGGCCGCAGCUGCAGCUGCUGCUGCUGCCGCCGGCGGGGAGCUGGAGAGCUUGGAUGCGUUUUUGCAGCAGGCUGCUGGGGAGGAGGCGGCGCCAGCUGGCGCCAGCGAUGCGGCUGAGAAUAUGCUCGAGGAUCCCGAGCUGGCAGGCAGCUCCGAGGCGGCGGCCGGCGGCGGCUCUGCGCCCAGGGAGGCCCCGGCUGCCAUUGCAGCCGAGAUAGACCUGGAUGCGGUGCAGGAGGCGGAGGAGGCGGAGGAGGAGGAGGCGGAGCGGCGGCAGGCGGCGGCCGCGUCGGCGGCGGCACAGCAGGACGCCGCGCAAGGGGCGGAGCAGUCGGAAGGGGAAGAGAGCGAGGAGGGACGCAGCCUGUACCCGUCGUCUGAAGGUUUUGGGCAGCGGGCGUUGGCCGGGGAGGUGUCCCGUGCCGAGGAGCGGCGGCUGCGGCGCCUGGACCGCCUCAAAGCCCGCCAGGAGGCAAUGGGCGACAGGUGGCAGCCGGCGGGCGAGCAGCGGCAGCCGGCGCGCGGCGGCGGCGGCGGCGGGGAGCCGCCCCGGGGCCAGCACUGGCGAGGGCGGGACCUGUCGCCAGCUCAGCUGCUAGACCUUCUGCUGGCAGACGGCAGCCUGCUGUCGGUGCCGAAAGCCGUCAAGCGGCGGUGGCAGGGCGCGGAGCGAGCCACCCUGGAUGACGCGGCGGCGCGCUGCAUCCCGCUGGCGCCGCGCAUGAGCGGCGGCGAGGUGGGCACCCUGAUGUGGGCCUACGCCACGAUGAGGCACGUGCACCCAGGCCUGUUCAAGGCACUGCUGGAGCGGGCGGAUGACCUGGCGGGCAGCCUGACGUGGCGGGGCAUCGCCAUUGUCAUGUGGGCGUGCGCGGUUACGCGGCAGGCGCCGCCCCGCCCGCUGGCAGACCGGCUGGUGGAGCGGUACAUGCCCCUCUUCCACCCCCGCAUGGCCCAGGGCGUGGACCUUCACUCCCUGGCCAACGUGGCCUGGGGCCUGACCGUCUUCGACUACCUGACCCCGGACCGCUUCGCCCAGCUGACGGGCAUGGUGCCGCCGCACGACGCCGCCGCCCUCGACUCCGUCAACACCGCGGCCUGGUGCCAGCUGUUCCAGUGCGCGCUGUACCUGGAGGCCAAGACGGGGCAGCACUACUCCGCCUUCCUGCCGCCCCACAUCCUGCCCUACGCGGAGAAGCACUGGCAGGCACGGGACACGACCACCUCGCGCCUGCAGGCAAGGAACAAGGUGGCAGAUGUGCUUCACUCUCUGGAGGUACCCUUUGCAGAGGAGUACUCUCCCCGCGCCAACUUCUUCGGGAUAGACAUUGCAAUCCAAGGCUCGAACGGCGUGCGGCUGGCUGUGGAGGUGGACGGCCCGCAGCACUUCUCAUCCAACCCGCCCCACAUGCCGCUGGCUUCCACCUAUAUGCGGAACAAGCUGCUGGCCAUGCACGGCUGGGAGGUGGUCAGCAUCCCCUUCAACGAGUGGGCGCGCCUGGCGGGGCUCCAGGAGAAGCAGGCACGCUUGGCAGUAGAUUACCUGAGGGAGCACGUGCUCAGCAAGCUGGGUGACCAGCACCAGUAG
Molecule: messenger RNA, 3735 nt
Organism: Chlorella variabilis
Lineage: Eukaryota; Viridiplantae; Chlorophyta; Trebouxiophyceae; Chlorellales; Chlorellaceae
Exons: 21
Coding region: 1-3735 (1244 amino acids)
Biological process (GO): regulation of mitochondrial mRNA stability; mitochondrial RNA processing
Cellular component (GO): ribonucleoprotein granule; mitochondrial matrix
Molecular function (GO): RNA binding
Source: RefSeq, a predicted model, not a curated record